Blepharisma stoltei is the source of this 1022-nucleotide messenger RNA. The record is from the annotation of a GenBank genome assembly. NCBI's taxonomy places the organism in Eukaryota, Ciliophora, Heterotrichea, Heterotrichida, Blepharismidae.
AUGUCUUUAUUCCUAUCAAUCCUGUCCCAGAUAGUUGGCUGGGUAUAUUUUACGGCCUGGUCUUUUAGCUUUUAUCCGCAACUAUUUCUGAAUUAUAAACUCAAAAAUGUAUCAGGCUACUCUUUAGAUUUUGGAGUUCUAAACUUUUCAGGAUUUUUACUCCUCCUCAAUGAGCGAGCAAUAAAAUUUUGUUUGCUGAUGAUUCUUUUAAAAACAAUUAUAGUAAAAAUUAAUUUAAUUCGUAAAAUUUAUGUUAUAAAACAAAAGCUAUUUAAAUGCAGAUUUUCUAAUAAAUUAAGUUAUAUUAAAACAUUAAAUAAUUAAUUGCUGUCUAAUAGAGGGUGCUUUUCCAAAUACUGAUUUUUCAAUAGGUUUGCCGCAAAAAGGAGGGAGAGCUGGCAUAUUCCUUUUAUUCAAUUUGAGGGUAUGCUGAGCCCAGCAUAAUGCCAGGCCAAGUAGACCCGUCUGAUAUUGCAUUUGCAUGCCAUGCCUGGUUUAUAACUACCAUAACUCUAAUUCAGUGCAAUCACUAUGAAUCUGUAUGAAAUAGAACAGCAUUAUGGGUCAAACUUUUAAGCCUUUUUUUCUGGAUCAGCGGAACUUUACUAGGAGUUUUGCAGUUAACCGGAAAUUUGACGGAUUCAACGGACUGGAAUGGAUGCCUUUAUCUCGGCUACAUUAAAGUGUUUAUUACAUUAAUAAAGUAUAUGCCUCAGGUUUAUAUGAAUUAUGUCAGGAAAAGUACUGUAGGAUGGAGCAUCAUUAAUGUUUUAUUAGAUUUCACAGGAGGAUCAUUGAGUAUUUUGCAAAUAUUCAUUGAUGGAGCAAACUCUGGUGAUUGGAAUGUUUUUGGUGGGGGUGGAGCAUUUAACGUCGCGAAGUUUUUGUUGGGAUUUUUGUCGAUGGUUUUUGAUAUUAUUUUUAUGAUUCAGCAUUAUUGCUUGUAUGGAGGAGACAAGAAAGCCUCAGAUUCUAUUAAAGGAAUUGAUUUAGAUACCCUUUAUAAGAAUCCUCAGAUGUAG